CAUUGUCAAUCAAACCACGAAAAAUUCAUUACAAGCUUAUCAUCUAUCUAAUCUUCGAAGAUGUAUCUUCCACUCUUCGUCGUCCUCACCCUCUUUGUUUCUCUUUACUCUGCUAACGCAGGAGACUACUGCGUUGCAGAUUUGAACCUCCCUGACGGACCUGCAGGCUACUCGUGCAAGAAGCCAUCCAAGGUCACCGUCGAUGACUUUGUUUACCAUGGUCUAGCCGCUGCAGGCAACACUUCCAAUCUCAUCAAAGCCGCUGUUACACCAGCAUUUGCUGCUCAGUUUCCUGGUGUAAAUGGCCUUGGACUCUCCAUUGCUCGCUUAGACAUUGCUGCUGGUGGUGUUAUCCCAAUGCACACUCACCCUGGGGGUUCCGAAAUCCUCGCUGUCAUCCAAGGCCAGAUUUGUGCUGGCUUUAUUGACUCAGCAAACGACGUCUACUUCAAGACACUUAACAAGGGUGAUGUAAUGGUUUUCCCACAAGGCCUACUUCAUUUCCAAAUCAACGCCGGGAAAUCAACAGCUAUCGCCUUUGUUAGCUUCAGCAGCCCGAGUCCAGGACUUCAGAUUACAGAUUACGCUUUCUUUGCUAACGGUCUGCCAACUGAUCUUAUUGCAACAACUACAUUCCUUCCUAAAGAUGUCAUUAAGAAGCUCAAGGGUGUUCUUGGUGGUACCAACUAAUGGCUUAACUAAUUAGUAAGCCAUGCUCAGAAUUUAUUCUGUCAUUUUAUAUUUCUAGCAAUUGAACAAAAGGGAAAAUGCCCAAAAAAAAAAAAAAAAAAAAAAUGUCCCCUAAUAAAAUUGUAUUGUUAGUUCAUUUUUUGUAUGGUUGUGUUAAUGUAUUCAAUGUAUUGCAUGGUUUUUUCUUGUAUUUCCUUUCGGAAUUAAAUUUGUUGUCAAUAUAAUUUUUUUUUUCCA
Messenger RNA from Chenopodium quinoa (quinoa), 927 nucleotides. RefSeq names its product auxin-binding protein ABP19a-like. The record is from RefSeq and is a predicted model, not a curated record. Gene Ontology annotation, molecular function: manganese ion binding. NCBI's taxonomy places the organism in Eukaryota, Viridiplantae, Streptophyta, Magnoliopsida, Caryophyllales, Amaranthaceae. The coding region runs from base 61 to 690 and encodes 209 amino acids. Gene Ontology annotation, cellular component: cell wall. The transcript has a single exon.